AUGCUUCACGAGGCGGCGGACUUUGGGUUCAGCCAGACGAAGGCGGAGCAGCGAGGGUACAAGCACGAGCUCGAGACGUGUAUCAAGGCACUGAAGGAGAUGAAGAGGCACGGGAUCAAGGUCCUCCCCGGAGGAUCACGGCUUCGCCUGGACCCCACACGGCACGUAUGCGCGCGACCUCGAGCACUUCGUCAGGUCCUCGACUUCACGCCGAUGGAGGCCAUCCAGGCAGCGACGACGGGCGUCGCCGAGCUGUUCAUGCGCUCGCACGAGCUCGGCAAGAUCCUCCCUGGGUACUACGCGGACUGCAUCCUGGUCGACGGGAACCCACUGGAAGACAUCGCGGUGCUGCAGGACCACGACAGGCUGAACGUCAUCGUGAUCAAUGGGCGAGUGCACAAGGUCAGCCCUGCAGAGUGGCAUGCGCCGCCGGUUAUGGGCCAGGAUGGGAACAGGCAUGUUAUUGUGCCGGACUUUCCGGAGGUGAAGAAGCAGUGGCAGUUCAAGUUCCAGGACUGA
Messenger RNA from Gloeophyllum trabeum ATCC 11539, 519 nucleotides. RefSeq lists its product as uncharacterized. Bases 1 to 519 code for a protein of 172 amino acids. Gene Ontology annotation, molecular function: hydrolase activity, acting on carbon-nitrogen (but not peptide) bonds. NCBI's taxonomy places the organism in Eukaryota, Fungi, Basidiomycota, Agaricomycetes, Gloeophyllales, Gloeophyllaceae. The record is from RefSeq and is a predicted model, not a curated record. The transcript has 2 exons.